Messenger RNA from Coccidioides posadasii C735 delta SOWgp, 669 nucleotides. RefSeq lists its product as uncharacterized. NCBI's taxonomy places the organism in Eukaryota, Fungi, Ascomycota, Eurotiomycetes, Onygenales, Onygenaceae. Gene Ontology annotation, cellular component: ribonucleoprotein complex; cytoplasm; nucleus. Gene Ontology annotation, molecular function: mRNA binding. The record is from RefSeq and is a predicted model, not a curated record.
AUGGGCCCUCAUCGCUAUCCCCCGUCGGGGCCCAUGCAGCACUUUCCUCAAAGUAACCGCAGUAGCAUCUCAGCGAACAGCAAUUACAGUGCAGGGUCGAACGUCGAGCCCACCGCCCCCACGUCGCGACAUCUUUUUGUUCAGAACCUGAGCCCCGGCACCACCUCGCAGCAGCUAAAGGACUACCUUCAGGCCACCGGGACGGUGAGCAGGUGCGACGUGCUCGAUCAAAGAUCCUUUGGACGGACGAAAGUUUGUGCUACGGUCAGCUUCCAAGACGAGGAGGUAGCAAAGGCGGCAAUAUCGAUGUUUGACAAUUCAACAUUCAUGGGCUCGAGGAUAAGAGUUCGUUUCAACCGAGAAAGAAGUCCAUCGAGCGGCAGCCAGCCGAAACAGCCGAGUUCGGAUGAAAAGAGUGCUUCCCACGAGCAUAAAACGGCCGAGGCUGGUCUGGAUAGCGACAAGCCUCAUGCAGCUACUGCCACCUCCCUAGGAGGCUUGAAGGGAGAGCAGGCUUGUCCCGAGAAAAAGUGUGGCGGGCCACUGGUGGUGAAUGGGUCAUGUGUGGGGAUGAAAGCCGGCCGUGGCAAAGAAGAAAAGAGAGAUUAUGAAGGUGAGACUUGCAGAAUUUCGUUGAUCCUUUUUUUUUUUUUUUGCCAGAGAGGUUAG